AUGUAUCUUAGCAUCUCACGAUUUCAAACUAGUGUUUCUGACAAUUGGAAAAUGAAAUAUGAGCCCAUCGUUAUUUUCGGAGUUGGUGGUGAGAAAGGUGGCAUUUCGAUAGUUACCUCAGUGACUAUGGAAAGAUACAGAAUGAAGAACGUGGUAUAUGAUGCAGUAGAUUUAAGUACAAAACUGAAAUCUCUUCUUGGAUUUCCAUUAUGA
Messenger RNA from Sclerotinia sclerotiorum 1980 UF-70, 213 nucleotides. RefSeq lists its product with no specific name. The transcript has a single exon. NCBI's taxonomy places the organism in Eukaryota, Fungi, Ascomycota, Leotiomycetes, Helotiales, Sclerotiniaceae. Bases 1 to 213 code for a protein of 70 amino acids. The record is from RefSeq and is a predicted model, not a curated record.